AUGGGAGUGAAUUCAACAGAACUAGAUAUGUUUGAAAAACAAUUUACUGAAUUGGUGGGAGAAUUUCAACUAUUAACGAUAUCUGAAUCUCGACUAAGAGAAGCACUUCGCACCGAAGCGGCUCGUGCCGAAGCUGCCGAAGCAGCUCGCGAUAUAGCUGAGAAAGCCGCAGCAGACAUGCGGGCUAAUGCCGCCGCUGCCACCGCUGGUGCCGCUCAGGCAGCGCAAGCAUUGAAUGCCAUACAGGAUAACCUUAAUAACGUUAAAGUUCAGUUAGAUGUUGCGGAACGUACACGGAUGCUUUUCGAGGAAAAAUGUUCUGAGAUGAGCGAAAACAUAGCUGUACUUGAUAAAGAACUUCAACAAUUGAGACCUCUUCAGUCAUCCUACGUUGCAUUACAACGCCAGUACAUAGAACUGCAACAACAAACACAUACUGCUACUGAAGAUGCCCGCAGGGAGGUAAGUCGCUUGGAGAACGAGUUACGUCGCGUGGAGCGUUGCGCUAGCGCGGGCUCGGAGUUACGUGAGCGAGCGCGCUUGGCCGCAGCCGCACAUGCGCGGGAACGGCGUCUUGCUGCUGCUGAACUGCAGGAUACUAAUCGGGAAUUGCAUACUGCUAAUGCUGAAAUUAUGCGUCUGAAGGUUAUUGUUAGUGAACUUCGAUGCAAACUGUCCGAUGUCCAAGAAAAAAAGAAUAAGGAAUACGAUUCACACGUUGAUCAAAACAUUCUCGAAGAAACUAAAGCUGCAUUAGAAGCUGAGAGAAGCACAAGUGCCCGUCUUAAAAGAGCUUUACAGGCAGCUAUAGCUGAUAACGCGACUUUGGCUGCACAUCUCCAUCGUACUGAUAAUAAUUCUGUUGAACCUCUGCAUGAAGUGUGUAAAACAGAAGAACCGCUCCCUACAAAUAUAUGUCCUAUUGAUUCGUUUCUUGCUGAUUAA
Molecule: messenger RNA, 945 nt
Organism: Colias croceus (clouded yellow)
Lineage: Eukaryota; Metazoa; Arthropoda; Insecta; Lepidoptera; Pieridae
Exons: 5
Coding region: 1-945 (314 amino acids)
Source: RefSeq, a predicted model, not a curated record